Molecule: messenger RNA, 842 nt
Organism: Caenorhabditis angaria
Lineage: Eukaryota; Metazoa; Nematoda; Chromadorea; Rhabditida; Rhabditidae
Source: the annotation of a GenBank genome assembly
AUGUCUCGCAAAUUCUUCGUCGGUGGAAACUGGAAAAUGAACGGCGACUUCGCGUCAGUCGACGGAAUUAUCUUGUUCCUCAAUCAAUCCGGCGGAAACGAUCAAGUCGAUAUUGUUGUCGCGCCACCAGCACCAUAUUUGACCCAUGUGAAAGCCGCCUUGAAAAACAACAUCAAGGUUGCCGCUCAAAAUGCGUACAAAGUUCCAAAGGGCGCUUUCACCGGUGAAAUUUCGCCAGCCAUGAUUAAGGAUUUGGGAUUGGAAUGGGUUAUUUUGGGACACUCGGAAAGAAGACACGUUUUUGGAGAAAGUGAUGCGGUAAGUCUUGAAUAUAUAUUCCUUCUCUAAAAAUCCCCCAUUUCCAGCUCAUCGCUGAAAAAACCGUCCACGCUUUGGAAUCCGGAAUCAAAGUGAUCUUCUGCAUUGGAGAGAAAUUGGAAGAGCGCGAAGCCGGUCACACAAAAGACGUCAACUUCCGUCAACUUCAAGCCAUCGUUGACAAAAACGUCGAUUGGACCAAUAUUGUUAUUGCUUAUGAACCAGUCUGGGCGAUUGGAACUGGAAAAACUGCGUCGCCAGAACAAGCGCAAGAGGUAGGAUAUUUUUUUUUAAAGAUUUUCUCAAUUUUUAAUUUGAAAUUCCAGGUGCAUGAAUGGAUUCGUCAAUUUUUGCGCGAAAAAGUUUCGCCAGCCGUCGCCGACUCGACUCGUAUUAUCUACGGAGGAUCCGUAACCGCUGAAAAUGCUGCCGAUCUCGGAAAACGCGCUGACAUUGAUGGAUUCUUGGUCGGCGGAGCUUCGUUGAAACCAGAUUUCGUCAAAAUCAUCAAUGCUCGUCUUUAA